AAAGCGUUAAAGUACGUGACAAAAGGCGAUACCAGGCGGUUACGGAAGCUGUUGCGCCGCGACGCAUCCAGCUUGGACCUCGGCGCGGUAGACAGCCAGCGUCGUACGCUGCUUCACCAGGCAUGCGCCUGCGGUCACGCGAAGAUCGUGUCGCUGCUGCUCCGCCACGGAGGAGGAGGAGGGGCCGCCGCAGCAGGGGGGGCAGCAGCGGCAGCGGGCAGCCGGGAUGCUGCCGGCGACACACCCGCGCAUCUGGCGGCGCGGGGGGGCCACCUAGCGGCCCUGGCUGAACUCAUGAGGG
This is a messenger RNA of Astrephomene gubernaculifera, 301 nucleotides long. The record is from the annotation of a GenBank genome assembly. Lineage: Eukaryota; Viridiplantae; Chlorophyta; Chlorophyceae; Chlamydomonadales; Astrephomenaceae.